Molecule: messenger RNA, 1032 nt
Organism: Exophiala aquamarina CBS 119918
Lineage: Eukaryota; Fungi; Ascomycota; Eurotiomycetes; Chaetothyriales; Herpotrichiellaceae
Exons: 2
Coding region: 1-1032 (343 amino acids)
Cellular component (GO): mitochondrial inner membrane
Source: RefSeq, a predicted model, not a curated record
AUGUCCUUCAUUCUCAGGAGGCCGUUUGCGGUCUCCUCCAACGCUUUCAAGCAAUUCGGCAAGCCAUCGUCGCUGAUCCGAUCAUUUCACGCCUCUGGGUCGAAACCCUCCGCAAAUCCCUUGUUCCAACAACGACCAGUUGCCAGCGCUCAAUCUCUACUCAAAUCCAAUGCGCUUCGAAAUGGCUUCAAACGCGGUUAUCAAGUCCCUUCAUAUCAGCCUGCCAACCCAACCGCUUCCGGAAAUCUGACGCAGCGUUUACUCUAUGGCGCCGCCCUUGUCGGUGGCACGAUUGUCGCCACGAACAUGAUCUUCAACCGCGAAACUCGUGAAGACGGUGGAAUGCCGCAAUAUGAGCGGGAGUACCUGAAUCAGACAUUCAUGCACACGGGUCUGGGGGUUGGUAUUAUCGCUGUCGCUGCUCGAGUACUGCAUACCAGCGGCUGGAGUUACCGGUUGAUGGCCACAAAUCCAUGGCUCGUUAUUGGCCUUUCGUUGGCGGCGUCGUUCGGUACCAUGUAUGGCACAUUCUACACGCAUCCUGACAAUUAUGUUCAGAAAUACGCCCUUUGGACCGCCUUCAACGUGGCCCAAGCUGCGGUUCUCUCACCACUCCUGUUCAUGUCUCCAGCCAUUCUCGCUCGCGCUGGUCUCUACACCGUUGGCAUGAUGGGCAGCAUUGCCUUUGUCGGAGCAACCGCCAAGCAAGAGAAAUACCUGUACCUCGGUGGACCAUUGCUUGCAGGUGUCGCGAUUGUCGCCAUCUCCGGAUUUGCGCCUCUCGUCCUACCCGCCACUGCCGUUCGAACCCUCGCCUGGACCGAAAACAUCUGGCUCUAUGGUGGUCUAGCCGUCUUUGGCGGCUUCACCCUUUAUGAUGUCCAGAAGAUCUUGCACCACGCUCGCAUGAGUGAGCGGGGCUUGGUUCGAAAAGAUGUCGUCAAUGAGAGCGUUCACUUGGAACUCGACUUCCUCAACAUCUUCAUCCGCUUUGUCCAGAUUCUUGGUAUGAGGGGGAAUAACAAACGUUAA